AUGACAAAAACAGCCCUCCUUAAAUUACUUUUAGCAAUAGUGAUCACAUUCAUUUUAAUUUUGCCGGAAUAUUUCAAGACACCCAAAGGAAACAUGUUGGAGCUAUCAUGUCUGGAAGUGUGCUUACAACCUGAUCUUACCUAUUCAUUCUCUUCCUUAAAUUUUUCUGUUGUGACUUUUCUGCAACCAGUAAGGGAAACUGAAACUAUGAUGGGAAUUUUUCUAAAUCACUCCAACUUUCAAAACUUCACCAGGAUAUGCCCUGACAUCACAAGUGAAUUUCAAAUGUGCUCCUCGUGUUUGGUUUGUGAGUCCAAAGGAAACAUGGAUUUUAUUUCUCAGGAACAAACAUCAAAAGUUCUUAUCAUGAGAGGAUCCAUGGAAGUGAAGGCAAACGAUCUUUCACCUUGUCGACAUUUUAACUUCACUGUAGCUCCUGCAGUUGACCACUCGGAGGAAUAUAACAUUACCUGUCAUCUAAGAACAGGCACCAGAAGCUCAGCAAUGAUGGAGGAAGAGCCAACCACGGAAAAGUCUAUAGACCAUACUUGUGGAAUUAUGAAUCACUCGAAUAAUUGUGUACACAUUUCUUUGCACCUAGAAAUGGAUGUAAAAAAUUUCUCUUGUUUCAUGAAGAUCACUUGGUAUGUGUUAGUAAUAUUAGUUUUUAUAUUUUUGCUCAUCCUCAUUAUCCACAAAAUACUUGAAGUCCAUAGGCGAGUGCAGAAGUGGCAGAGUCAUAAAUACAAACCUUCAUCUGUUCUCUUAAGAAGUGAUUCUGAGAAACUCCGAACAUUGGAAAUGCGGGGAAUUUCAGCAGGGGCCAAGCAGAGGCUGCCCUCGGCUCAGGUCAAGGUGGUGCUUUCUCCAAUACCAGAACUAGAAGUGCCUUCCACGACCCAUCAGCACGAGCAGUAUACACGGCUUCUCCUGUCACCAUUUCAAGAAGCGAUUGUAUUAAAUGUUGGUACCACAGCUGCCAUCAUCAUCGCAUCCUUACACCACAAUGUCCUUGUUAAGAGCAAAGAAACCUUGACACCCAGCAGAUGUUUUCUCAUGUCAGAGCAUCUAGAUCAAAGACCCACCCUUAAACCAACCAAUGAUGGUGGAAUGGGGCCAUCAGGAUGGGAAGGACCAAGAUUUACCUGCUUCUUAAGAAGGGGAGAGGAACUGACCAUCAGAAUGAAGACAGAGCUCUGUAAACAUGGAGAAAGUGUGCUGGCGGGCCUUGUGAAUGCUCCUCCUCAGUUCCAAGGAGAUGCGCAGAGAGAAACCGACUAG
Molecule: messenger RNA, 1281 nt
Organism: Myotis lucifugus (little brown bat)
Lineage: Eukaryota; Metazoa; Chordata; Mammalia; Chiroptera; Vespertilionidae
Gene: TMEM156
Product: transmembrane protein 156
Exons: 7
Coding region: 1-1281 (426 amino acids)
Source: RefSeq, a predicted model, not a curated record